Messenger RNA from Tripterygium wilfordii, 3358 nucleotides. Its product is annotated as phosphatidylinositol 4-phosphate 5-kinase 6-like. Gene Ontology annotation, biological process: phosphatidylinositol metabolic process. The record is from RefSeq and is a predicted model, not a curated record. The coding region runs from base 658 to 2988 and encodes 776 amino acids. The transcript has 8 exons. Gene Ontology annotation, molecular function: ATP binding; 1-phosphatidylinositol-4-phosphate 5-kinase activity. NCBI's taxonomy places the organism in Eukaryota, Viridiplantae, Streptophyta, Magnoliopsida, Celastrales, Celastraceae.
CAAAGUUUUUUUGUUCAAAAAUUAGUGGGUAUAGGGGGAUGCUGGAUUUGGUCUCACAAGACAAGAAGAGCACUAAAAAUGGCAAGCACAUCUCCAUUUCUCCUCCCUCCAAAUUUUUGGUCUGUUAGUAGUUUUAGGAGCCAUUUCCGGAAUCAUUCAUCCUCACCAAACAAAGAAGAGAGAGAAAAAGAAGAAGAAGAACAGACAGACAAAAACAAAGAUUUCAUUUUUUUUUUCUUUUUUGUUUACACUCAUUGGCUACCAACCUUACGCUUUUUCAGUUUUUUGCUUUCCCCAUCAAUCCUAACAUCUCCGGUGUUUUUGAAAUCUGAAAAACCCACAUUUCAUAUAAGCACCAGAAGAAACAAGAACUCACAAAUUUCCUUUCAUUAAACUAGACAGACACACCCAUUUGUUGGUUUUUGAUUCUGAUUCUGUCAUUCUUUGUUUCUUCAGUUCUGUUACAGGAAUGGCUCUUCGGUUUCUGAAAACCAUUCAUUGAUGGAGGGAAAAAAGGAUGAGACUUGAUUUGAUUUGGGUAUUGAUGGGUGAGGGAGAAUAGGCACCAAAAAAGGGGAAUGCAAGAGAGAUAGAUGUAGAGAGGGGGAGGGGGAGGGGGAGGGGGAGAGAGACAAAGGAGGGGGUUCUUGAGAGAGAAUGAGCAAAGACCGCAAAGGCAUUCUAAAGGCCUGGGAAGCAACUGUAAAGAAAGCGAAAGCUGCUCCAAAGAAGAGAGCAAACACCAUAUUUGGAACCAUGUCUGUAGCUCAUGUUGAUGAUGAUGAUUCCGGUACUGCCCCUGAAGAACUUCAACAUGCGGAGAGGGCUCUACCCAAUGGGGACUUCUAUACUGGUCAAUGGCUUGAUAGCCUACCUCAUGGCGAUGGCAAAUACCUCUGGACUGAUGGGUGUAUGUAUGUUGGUGAAUGGCAGAGAGGCAAAACCAUUGGGAAAGGAAAGUUCAGCUGGCCCUCAGGAGCUACAUAUGAGGGUGAGUUCAAGAGUGGUUACAUGGAUGGCAAGGGCACCUAUACCGGUUCCUCUGGGACCACAUACAAGGGUUCUUGGGUAAUGAACUUGAAACAUGGACAGGGCACCAAGAGUUUUGCCAAUGGGGACUAUUACGAGGGCGAUUGGCGCCGUGGCCUGCAACAUGGACAUGGAAGGUACCAAUGGAAAAAUGGGAAUCACUACAUUGGCCAAUGGAAGAAUGGGAUGUUCAAUGGCAAUGGAACCAUGAUCUGGAGCAAUGGAAAUAGGUAUGAUGGGUUUUGGGAGACUGGUUUGCCUAAAGGAAAUGGAACUUUCAGAUGGGCAGAUGGGAGUUUCUAUGUUGGGCUUUGGAGCUUGGACCCUAAAGAGCAGAGUGGGACUUAUUACCCUUCUGGCUCUCCGACCGGGAACAAUUUUGAUUGGGAUCCGCAAGAGGUGUAUUUAGAGGACUUGAGUGCAUGCACGAUUUUCCCUUGUGAGAAAGUGACAGUAUUUCCAUCAGAGAAGAUGCCAAAUUGGACUUCUGAAGGGCAGGCCAAUCUUAAAGCAAAAGGGAAUGAUAGGAGACCUAGGAGGAUGUCCGCUGAUGGGAGGAUUAGUGAUUACAGCAAUUGCAGUUGGGGCUCCUCAGACUAUGCUAUUGAUGGUGGUUUUGAUGGUAAUGAAGGGAGUUUAAGGAACGGAGAUGAAGGAUUGAGGAAUCUUCAACUUGAAUCAGAAUCAGGAACGGGAAGGUAUCAGCAACCAUUGAGAAUACAGCCAGCAAAGAGGCAGGGGCAGACAAUAUCGAAAGGGCAUAAGAAUUACGACCUCAUGCUCAAUUUGCAGUUGGGGAUCAGACAUUCUGUGGGAAGGCCUGCUCCAGCCAUAUCCCUUGAUCUCAAGUCUUCUGCUUUUGAUCCCAAGGAAAAAGUAUGGACUAAAUUUCCCCCCGAAGGAUCCAAGCACACCCCACCUCAUCAAUCCUGUGACUUCAGGUGGAAGGAUUACUGUCCAGUGGUUUUCAGGACUCUUAGGAAAUUGUUCAAUGUGGAUGCAGCUGAUUAUAUGCUAUCAAUAUGUGGAAAUGAUGCCCUGCGAGAGUUAUCAUCCCCUGGCAAAAGUGGAAGUUUUUUUUAUUUAACCCAUGAUGACCGUUACAUGAUAAAGACAAUGAAGAAGUCUGAAGUAAAAGUACUCAUAAGGAUGCUGCCAGCCUAUUACAAUCAUGUUCGGGCAUUUGAGAACACCCUAGUCACCAAAUUUUAUGGUCUGCAUUGUGUGAAAUUAACUGGAACUGCGCAGAAGAAGGUCCGAUUUGUCAUAAUGGGGAAUCUUUUUUGCACCACAUAUGCCAUUCAUAGGCGUUUUGACUUGAAAGGUUCUUCCCAUGGUCGAUUAACUUCUAAGCCUGAGUCAGAAAUUGAUGCAACAACCACCCUCAAGGACCUUGAUCUCAAUUUCAUAUUUCGAUUGCAGAAAGUUUGGUUCCAAGAAUUUUGCAGGCAAGUGGAUAGGGAUUGCGACUUUCUUGAACAGGAGAGAAUUAUGGACUACAGUCUUUUGGUUGGCCUUCACUUCAGAGAUGCUUCAAAUAAGGAUUGCCUCACACCCCCUCGGACUUCUGGAGUUCGUACACCUACUGAAAAUGGAGACCCUGAUACUGAAGCAGGAGGCCCUCGCCUUUCUAGAGCGGACAUGGAUCAGCAUCUUUUUGACUCAUCUCGGUGGGCUUCCAUCAAACUAGGCGUGAACAUGCCGGCAUUGGCUGAACGGACAGUGAGAAGAAGCAACUGUGAAUCUCAGCUGGUUGGAGAACCAACUGGUGAAAUGUAUGAUAUCAUCAUAUUUUUUAGCAUAAUUGACAUACUACAAGACUACGACAUUAGUAAAAAGCUUGAGCACGCAUACAAAUCAAUGCAAUACGAUCCAACUUCCAUCUCUGCUGUUGAUCCGAGGCAAUAUUCAAAACGUUUUCGGGAUUUUGUCUUCAGAAUUUUCGUAGAAGAUACUUAAAGAAGGUUUAGAUUGACACAAUACUUUUGACUUCCCAGCUUAUGGUCAUCUGUGUAUAGUUGGUCUUCGUCCCAGAUGAUAAGAGCUAUAUAUUCAUGGCAGUUUGUGCAGGAAGAGCAGUUACCGACCUCAUGGUUUGGCAAGAGCUAUAUAUUCGGCGAGACGAUAGUUCAAAGGAGUAACAGAGCACUGGAAAAAUGUCUUGAAAUGAUUCUUUUUGUACCUAGAAUUUUUUUCACAGGAGGUGAAGAGUCCCUGCUUAUGUUAUUUAAAAUGUACAGGAGGAGAUGACAAUGGGACUAACUUUCAGUUAGUGAUGUUAAAUGAAAAUUUUCUUCUAGCUUUAUCACUUCCUGUUUCAUUCUUUUUU